AUGAACUCGAUUUCGAGGCACUUGCAGACGCAAUUCUCGCUCUUCGCUUGCUAUGACUCUGGCCCAGAUUCGUUGCGCGCGGGAAAACGCUGUCAAGUCCCAAUUUUGCCGCGAAACUCGUCUGUUUCUGCGUCAAGGUUUGCGAUGUCGCUGAAUCCAGUUUCUUCAGCUCAAAGCAGAAGACACGGCUCAAUCAAAUGUAAGUCAGGGGAUUUCUCGGAGUCUCCCGAGCUGGAGCCGGGUCGGGAGUCGCCAUCUGAAUCAAUGCAGCCAUCUGUGCCGGGAGAGCAGUUUUAUAUCAUCAAGAUCUUAAAGGAAUCAAAUUCCUUUCUACCUCAUGCCGUUAUUGCUAGUACAUUGCUGGCUCUUGUAUAUCCCCCGUCCUUCACUUGGUUCACCAACAGGUACUAUGCACCUGCACUAGGGUUUCUGAUGUUUGCUGUGGGGGUUAAUUCCAGCGAGAGGGACUUUCUUGAAGCAUUUAAGAGACCAGCUGCUAUUUCUGCUGGCUAUAUCGGCCAGUUCAUUGUGAAGCCUCUUCUUGGUUAUUUCUUUGGCAUGAUGUCCGUAACAAUGUUUUCGCUCCCAACUUCCAUUGGUGCUGGGGUUAUGCUGACGUCUUGUGUGAGCGGGGCUCAGCUUUCUAAUUAUGCUACUUUUCUGACUGACCCAUCAAUGGCUCCUCUGAGUAUCGUCAUGACAUCAUUAUCUACCGCGACAGCUGUUUUUGUGACCCCUUUGUUGUCACUUCUUCUCAUCGGCAAAAGAUUGCCCGUCGAUGUGAAAGGAAUGGUUUCCAGCAUUUUGCAGAUUGUCGUUGCACCAAUCACUGCAGGGUUGCUUCUCAAUAGGUUCUUUCCUUGGAUCUGUAAUGCCAUUCGUCCGCUUUUGCCACCACUUUCCGUCUUUGUGACCGCGCUAUGCGUUGGAGCACCUCUUGCGAUAAACGUUGAUUCCAUCAUGUCUUCAUUUGGUUUAACGAUCUUGUUAAUCAUUACUGCGUUUCACCUGUCUGCAUUCAUCAUCGGAUACUUCCUUCCUGGUUUCAUCUUCCAGAAGGCUCCUGACGUAAAAGCAUUGCAAAGAACACUUUCCUUUGAGACAGGAAUGCAGAGCAGCCUUCUUGCGCUCGCUCUAGCGAACAGAUUCUUUCAAGAUCCACUUGUGGCUGUGCCUCCAGCUAUCUCGGUAAGUCAACAUGUCAAUUGUCAACGGAAGUUUCUUUUUAUCCUUUUUGAUAAACUAAUGUCACUCAUCUCAUAGCAAAUGGGAACUAACUUCCAUAUCGAUUCCUGAAGAAGGCAGAGUAUGACAAGUCAAAACUUACACCGAAUAGAAUGGAUCUCUUCCCUUCUCAAGGAAAUAUAGCAGGACACUUUGUUUUUCUCCUGUUGCGGACCACAUCAAAGUGAAUCUCUAUAAUAAUUUGUGUGUUCAUUCAAACUAUAAUCUGGAGAUCUCUGAUUUUUAGGCUCGACCACACUAGCCAUUUUUGCAUUUGAGUGCUGGCAGCUAAACACCCCGAGAACAGGGGAGGUCGAGUUAGCAUGUGGAGCAUUCUAGAAUUUUUUCUGAUGUAAUCCUUUUCAUUAGAAGUUUUUUUCUACAUAAUCAUACUGAAUGCGACUGUGUCAGAGGAAUAAUUCUGUGGCAAAUUAAAGUCAUGCUUUUGUCGUUGCAUCCUUGAUCAAAGGAUUCCUGCAACCGCAUUUCUGAUGAUACUUGCAUGCAGAUAUUUGACGAACGCCCCUUUUUUUUUUUCCUAUGAU
Molecule: messenger RNA, 1769 nt
Organism: Rhodamnia argentea
Lineage: Eukaryota; Viridiplantae; Streptophyta; Magnoliopsida; Myrtales; Myrtaceae
Product: probable sodium/metabolite cotransporter BASS6, chloroplastic
Exons: 8
Coding region: 1-1263 (420 amino acids)
Cellular component (GO): membrane
Source: RefSeq, a predicted model, not a curated record